GUUAAGUAACAAUAGUCUUGGACAUACCCUAGUGAGGGAAAUUUGCCCAUUUUAACGCCAUUGACGGCUCUCUCUCUCUCCCUCUCCCUCACCCUCUCUCUCAUUCUUAUAGCUCUCUGUCUUCUGUUUGAAGUGUCGUAGAUUUGAACAACGAUCAAAUGCUGUAUCCUCACCAGCUUCUGGCUCGGAAAGCUCCUCUAGGACAGAUAUGGUGAUUUUCAAAUUUUGUUUUCCUUCCUAUUUACUUCUCAUCAUUUAACACCAAUUGAUCGAAAUUACUGUAAACUCUCUCUCUCUCUCUCUCUCUGUCUCGCUCUCCGUUACUUGAAUAUCAAUUUCUUUGUACCUCUGUUUGUUCUGCGUAUUAGCUCAUAUUGACGGUAAUUUGUGCGAUUGAACUGAAUGUGAAUUGGUUCAUACUUUCUGAGCAAUUUUAGUUGAUGAAUGAUAUCAUUGCUAAACCUAAAAGGGGAUUAGCAUUAGAUGGGGGAUGUAUAAUGUAAUGUAAUAUGUAUUAAGGGAAAUUCUACUACCAUUUUUUUCUAUAAUUACCAACUUAUUUUAGUUAUGCCUUAUGUUGUUGAUUGGUUAUGACCGUGAAAGUAUGAAAUUGCGUCAUUUUCGCAUGUGUACCAUAGUAUACUACUCCGGUAGUAUGUAUAUCAGGAGGAUGAAACCCACUCCUCCCUUCAUCCUUCAAUAUUGGACCUCUUCUUGUUCAUUCUCCACUUGUACUCUGCUACGUUUGCGUCCAUACUCGGCCACGGCCAUGGCCACAGCCACAGCCGAUUUCUCGCCAUCUCUGUCUCUGUUAAUUGACGAGUUUACUAGAUUCUGCUAUCAAAGAGACCUCCCCAGGGCCAUGAAAGCCAUGGAAUCCAUGCAAAAACACCAAUUAUGGGCCGACUCCAUCACUUAUUCUGAGCUUGUCAAGUGCUGUUUGGCCCACCGUGCCAUCCACCAUGGUAGGCUCAUCCACAAGCACCUUUUCUCCCACGGUCACCGCCCCGCAACCUUCUUGAUUAACAUCCUCCUCAACAUGUACGUCAAAUUUAAUCUCUUGGAUGAUGCUCAAGCUUUGUUUGAUCAAAUGCCCCACAGAAACGUUGUCUCCUGGACAACUCUGAUAUCUGCCUAUGCUAACGCUAAUGCUAUGCUCCACCACGACAAGGCCUUGCAAUUCUUGAUUCUCAUGCUUAGAGACGGUGUCAGGCCUAACAUGUUCACUUACUCUUCUGUUUUGAGAGCCUCCCAUGGUUUACCCAACCUUCAACAGCUCCACUCUAGUAUAAUCAAGACCGGCUUAGACUCUGAUGUCUUUGUUCGCAGUGCCCUCAUCGAUAUUUACUCUAAAUGGGGUGCAUUGCAUAAUUCCCUGCGCGUUUUUGAUGAGAUGGUAACUGCCGAUUUGGUUGUUUGGAACUCUAUUAUUGGUGGUUUUGCUCAGAACACCGAUGGUGAUGAGGCUUUGAAUCUUUUUAAGAGGAUGAAGCGUGCUGGGUUUUGGGCUGAUCAAGGGACACUAACCAGCGUAUUGAGAGCAUGUACUGGUCUAGCACUUCUGGAAUUGGGGAGACAAAUUCAUGUUCAUGUACUCAAGUUCAAUCAAGAUCUAAUCCUCAACAAUGCUCUUCUUGAUAUGUAUUGCAAGUGUGGCAGUCUGGAAGAUGCCAACUCCGUUUUCAGUCGGAUGGUGGAGACGGAUGUCGUAUCUUGGAGUACCAUGAUCAUGGGUUUGGCCCAAAAUGGUUUUAGUCGCAAAGCACUGCAACUGUUUGAGUCAAUGAAAGCUUCAGGGACCAAACCAAACUAUAUUACAAUCCUUGGGGUUCUGUUUGCCUGUAGUCAUGCAGGGCUUGUAGAAGAUGGGCAGUACUACUUUCAAUCAAUGAACAAGUUUUUUGGGAUUGAUCCUGGAAGAGAGCACUACGGCUGCAUGGUUGAUCUCCUUGGAAGGGCUGGAAAGCUUGAUGAAGCAGUUAAGCUUAUCCAUGAAAUGGAAUGUGAACCAGAUACUGUGACAUGGAGAGCUUUACUUGGCGCUUGUAGGGUUCACCGCAACACAGAUCUUGCUAUAUAUGCUGCCAAGAAAAUUUUAAACCUCGAGCCUAAUGAUGCAGGAACCUACAUACUUUUGUCCAACAUUUAUGCUAACUCUCAAAGGUGGGAAGAUGUUGCAGAAGUGAGGAGGGCUAUGAGGGGUCGAGGGGUUGGGAAGGAACCAGGUUGCAGCUGGAUUGAAGUAGAUAAACAGAUCCAUGCUUUCAUAUUAGGAGAUAAGUCACACCCACAAAUCGGAGCGAUCAGGAUGGAACUGGACCAGUUCAUUUGGAGAUUAAAGGAACUGGGUUAUGUUCCUGACACAAAUUUUGUCUUGCAAGAUCUUGAAGGCGAACAGAAGGAAGACUCACUCUCUUACCACAGUGAGAAACUGGCAAUAGUGUUUGGUAUGAUGAGCUUGUCGAGGGAGAAAACUAUUAGGAUCAGGAAAAACCUCAGGAUCUGCGGGGACUGUCAUGUCUUUGCCAAACUCGUAGCAAAGAUGGAGCAUCGGAACAUUGUUAUCAGGGAUCCAAUCCGUUAUCAUCAUUUCAGGAAUGGAAUUUGCUCCUGUGGGGACUAUUGGUAGCAGAGUAUGAAGCUGGCUGAUCAAUGAGGGCUUUUGCUGCUGAAAUCUGCUAUGCAUGAAUGUGGUCAAAUCAGGUCAACUCACUCUCAAGCCAACUACACAAUCGGGUAUCUACAGUGAUCAGAUAGAUAAUAAUCCAGCAAAUCAAGCUCCCCAGCAGGAUCACCAGAGGCAAGGACCAACUCGAAGCAAGAAAGUCAGCGGCCUCUGCCAUGGAUUAUGAACAAACUAUCAUCCCCAGUCACAUAUACCAAUCUUGGCUUUAGAGAACUUCUGAUAUUGUGUCAAAAAGAGGAAGAAAGAGAAAGGCAUGCUCUGAUACGCACCUGCCAGUUUAUUCCAUUCUAUAUGCAUAGACUUGGUGGGUUAUUUAAAUUCGAUUGAGGCAAAUUACUCUUCCAAUAAAAUGCUUUCAUGCUUUAUUCAUUUCAGAUCUAUGACGCCACGUCUACCAUAAAGAUAGGAAACCUCAUGGAAUUGCCUCCUGUGGCACUAAUCUGUGGGCUUUCCACAACUGGAAAUAGAGAAAUACAUUAUCCAGCACGUCUUUUGGUACUAUGGAUGAGAAGUACCAUACCUACCUGUGAUUUUCCUUCUGGGAGGAAAUCCCACCCCAGCCUCCAGAACCUUCUUCAUCGUCACCACCAGAUAAAGCACAUUAUAAUGAUCCAUUGGGAUUUCCUUUUGAAGAUUUUCACAGUGGACUUGGCUCCCAAUCAUUGGGAGUUUCCAGAGAGAAGCUUCGGACAAAUCUCAAAACUAACGAGAUACCAACUGAAGUCCUCAUACUGGGGCUAAGA
Messenger RNA from Camellia sinensis, 3429 nucleotides. The record is from RefSeq and is a predicted model, not a curated record. Lineage: Eukaryota; Viridiplantae; Streptophyta; Magnoliopsida; Ericales; Theaceae.